AUGGAGGCUUACAUUGAUGACAUGAUCGUCAAAAGCCGGAAAGAGGUAGAUCAUAUGAAGGAUCUUCGAGAAACAUUCCUGACUCUUAGAAAAUUCAAACUGAAGUUGAAUCCGCAGAAAUGCGUGUUUGGAGUGGUGGCCGGAAAGUUUUUGGGGUUCUUGGUCGACCAGAGAGGAAUUGAGGCAAACCCUGAUAAGAUUCAGGCGAUUCUGGACAUGACAUCUCCGUCCAAAGUUAAGGAAGUUCAACGUUUGACAGGGUGCUUGGCAGCCCAAGGACGUUUUCUUUCUAAAUCCGGAGAUAAAUGUCAUCAUUUCUUCGCAAUGAUAAAAAAGAAUGCAAAACUUAAGUGGACGGAAGAGGCGGAGCAGGGUCUUCAGCAGGUUAAAGAGCAUCUCCGGCAGUUGCCUCGAUUGAUAAGUCUGGCCGAAGGGGAAAAACUGUUUGUAUACUUGGCUGUAUCGGCCUGGCACUGCUCAUGGCCGAAAGAGAGUGCAAAUUUCGGUCUAUUUUGUAAGCCAUGUACUAAAAGAUGUCGAACGCAGAUAUUCGAUGGUGGAGAAUUCGGCCUGGCACUGCUCAUGGCCAGCCGGAAACUAAGGCCAUACCUUCGGGCCCAUAGUAUCCUCGUCUAUACUAACCAGCUCCUGAAGCAAGUUCUGCACAAGAUGGAUGCCUCUGGACGAAUGCUAAAAUGGGUUGUGGAGCUGAACAUGUUUGACUUGGCAUUUGAGUCUACAAAAGCAAUCAAGGGUCAAGCCUUGGCUGAUUUCAUUGUAGAGCUUACUCGGCCUACGAUAGAAUUCGUCCAAGAUCCAGCAGAGGGAAAGCGGCAUUGGACCCUGAUGGUGCAUGGAUCGUCCACUGCCAACGGGGCUGGGAUAAUCUUUCAAUCACCAAAAGGGGACAAGUUUGAGUAUGCGAUCAGAUUUCAGUUCCAUGCUUCAAACAAUGAAGCAGAGUAUGAAGCACUGCUAGCCGUUAUUAAAAUGUGCAUAGCGGCAGGAGCCCUGGAAAUUGAGGCAAAGACGGAUUCCCUACUGGUGGUUAGUCAAGUAAAUGGCGACUUUGAAUGCAAAGAGGCGUCAAUGAGGAAAUACAUGAAGCUGAUUCAAGAAGAGAUAAAAACAGUGAAGCGAUUUGUUCUCGACCAGGUUCCAAGGUCGGAGAAUCAUCAAGCCGAUGCUUUCUCAAAGUUAGCCAGUUCGGCCGAAGGACAUGUGUUGCGAACUGUGUUUUGGGAGGUAAAGCCGGCAAAGAGUAUUGAUCAAGAGCAAGUUAUGUUCCUCAGCCGAGGAAAUGUCUGGAUGGACCCCAUCAUUGAUUACAAGAAAACGGGACGCCUGCCCACAGAUCCCUUGGAAGCCGAGUAUGUGAAGGCAAGGGACAAGUGGUUCGAGCUCUGGGAUGAAACAUUGUACAAAAAAGCAUUUAACCGGCCACUCCUCAAAUGCAUUACUAGGGAGGACGGGUUAGAUGUCUUGAAAGAAUUGCAUGGAGGAGCUUGUGCCUCUCACAUUGGGGGAAGAGCAUUAGGAGAGAAGGUCUUAAGGACAGGGUAUUAUUGGUCCACCUUCAAGGAGGACGCCUUGCUUUAUGCGAAGAAAUGUGAUAGCUGUUAG
Beta vulgaris subsp. vulgaris (sugar beet) is the source of this 1623-nucleotide messenger RNA. RefSeq lists its product as uncharacterized. Gene Ontology annotation, molecular function: RNA-DNA hybrid ribonuclease activity; nucleic acid binding. The transcript has a single exon. The record is from RefSeq and is a predicted model, not a curated record. Bases 1 to 1623 code for a protein of 540 amino acids. Lineage: Eukaryota; Viridiplantae; Streptophyta; Magnoliopsida; Caryophyllales; Amaranthaceae.